UCUAUGCGUAAUAUGCGAGAAAAAAAUGAAAUAUGCCAUGGGGUUUUUGUACUCUUCAAAGGAACGAUAAAACUGAAAGUCCUGAACAUACGUAGAAGAAAAUAAAUUCUAAUUUCAUUUUCAGAAUAUUAUCUGUUUGAAAAAACAACGGGUGUAUACUCUUGCAGUCUUUGAUAUGUUGCACAAUAAUAAUAAACGGGCAUCUGAUCAGCUUUUUGUUAGUGCUAACGUUGUUAUAAAAUUUUCAUAAAAAAAAAACAAAAACAAAAACAACAACAACAACAACAACAACAAAAACAUUUAAGGAGAUAGUUUAGGCGGUGGCAUUCAUUUGAUCUCUUCAUUAUUACGUUAGCAUUUGACGUGAAAAUAUUAACAAGAAAAAGGCACAAAAAGCAAACAUACAAAAAACAAAUAAUAAUAAAAAAAAACAAUAACAAAGAACGAAGAAAUGCGAAGUAUGAUACUCAUAUGCAUGCAUGGCUUCAAAACCUUUAUACUGGUAUUACGUAAAUGAAGCGGAAGUCACGUGACAUGAAUCUCAAGUCUCGCUUCUUUAGCCCGUCAAAGACAUACCGUCUCGUUUUGCACAAAAUACUGUCAGAAGUUUUCAUAAAAAUGAUUUAGAAAAUUUGCACGUAUCAUGGAGCACAUAAAAACAAAACGAAAAACACUUUGUAUCUUGAUUUUAGUGCUUGUAUGUAACUUCAUGUUCUCUACCGGUAUUAGCUGGACAAGAUAUAACUAUAGAUUUUAUUUUUCCGGAUACAGAUGUGUUCCAAAUGAAACUAUAUUUCAAAAGGACGACGUUUUUGAUUCGGUAACAUGCGGAAGGAUGUGUUACGUGACCAAGCAGUGCCUCAGCUACGUGUAUCAGCCAGACAGUCACCAGUGCAUCGGAUGUCGUGUCCAUGGUGAGAAAUGGGCUGGUCAUUACGAUGCACUUCCAGGAUCAAUGUAUCUGUCACGCUCAUGUGACCAGACGUAUCUAAGGGUUGGUUACUAUGACAGUCCUGCAAUCUACCGUUCUGGUGGUAAAUAUACUCCCGACAACGUUGAUGCCAGACUAUGUACACAUAUCAUAUAUAGUUUUGCUGGGAUCGCCAAUAAUACACUCCGUAUGGCGUUACUGAAUGAUGGGAAAAUGUUCAAGAAGCUACAGAAGUUGAAAGUUUCAAACCCAUGUCUGAAGACACUAAUUGCUGUGGGAGGAUAUGAAGGAGCAAGUUCAGACUACUCUUUGAUGAUGGAAAGUAAAGAAAAUCGCCUAAAGUUCAUUGAGUCAGCCCGUUCCUUUCUGCGUACAUAUGGAUUCAACGGCGUUGACCUCAAAUGGGAACAUUCAGUACAAGAAAGCAAGCCGGAAGACAAACAGAAUCUUGUGCUACUAGCUAAAGAGAUGAAAGAGGCAUUUGUCAUUGAUGGGUAUUUGCUAUCAGCAGAAGUUCCCGCCAGACAAUGGGAAAUCGAAGGGAAAUAUGAUGAGAAAGCACUAGCUGAACAUCUAGACUUCAUACAUGUAACCACGUAUGAUCUCCACCUUGACAUGCACACUAAUAGUUACACUGGAUUACAUUCCCCAUUGUACCUGAGCAGUCAAGCUUUAGCUGAAGACACCAGCUUGAACUCAGCUGCCGAAUACUGGAUUUCAAAAGGUGUACCAAAGAAGAAGUUGAUCAUAGGUAUUGCAACAUACGGACGCACAUUUACACUACUAAAUGAAGGAGAAAGCAUGAUUGAUGCACCAACUAUAGGUUUGGGGGGUCCUGGAGAGUUCACCUUGAAGCCAGGGCUGUUGUCAUAUUAUGAGAUCUGUCUGAUGCAGGAGCGUGGGCUUGGUAUAGAACACUGGGAUGACGAGCAAAAAGGUCCAUACUAUGUCAAUAGAUUACUUUGGGUCGGCUACGAUAAUGUGAGAAGUAUCUCUGAAAAGAUGUCUUGGUUAAAGGAAAAAGGAUACGGAGGGGUUGUGAUGAAUUCCUUGGACCUAGAUGACUACGGACAGGUGUGCAAAUCUUCGAGUCGACCAUACCCGCUUCUCAAUGCUAUAAAUGAUCACCUUACAUCCGGAUUAGAAAAGACGGCACAAGAUCAAAAGUAAAAGACCUAUGAACACUGAAGUCAAUGGAUGCAAAGAACAUAAUAUCAGUCUAGUGGAUACAACAGAUUAAAUCUAUGUCUACCCUUUCUCUAUUGGGCAUUUAUUUAGAUAUGUCAACCAUUGGCUGUUGGUUGUUGGUUUCAAACGUCAAAAUUAUUAUCCGCAAUAGAUCAAAGACUACAAUUAGAAUUUCUUCUGACGUCAAAAUCAUGAUUGGAAAGAUAUUAAAAGCUAUAAUCAGAACUUCUUCUGACGUCAAAAUCGUGAUUGGAACUAUAAUUACAACUUCUUCUGACGUCAAAGUCUUGAUUGGAAAGAUAUUAAAAUCUAUAAUCAGAAUUUCUUCUUACGUCAAUAUCAUGAUUGUAAAGAUAUUAAAGACUAUAAUCAGAACUUCUUCUGACGUCAAAAUCGUGAUUGGAACUAUAAUCAGAACUUCUUCUAACAUGACAAUCGUGACUGGAAAGAUAUUAAAGACUAUAAUCUGACCUUCUUCUGAUUUACAGGAUAAUUUAGAUUACGAUUUAACCCUUAUCAUGCUAGACAUGAUUGAGUUUGCCUCUGCGACCAGUGUAGAUAAUGAUCAGCCUGCGCAUCCGUGCAGUCUGAUAUGAUCUGCACUGUUCGCCAUUUAGUCAGUAU
Molecule: messenger RNA, 2743 nt
Organism: Mercenaria mercenaria
Lineage: Eukaryota; Metazoa; Mollusca; Bivalvia; Venerida; Veneridae
Product: chitinase-3-like protein 1
Exons: 8
Coding region: 644-2101 (485 amino acids)
Biological process (GO): chitin catabolic process; carbohydrate metabolic process
Cellular component (GO): extracellular region
Molecular function (GO): chitin binding; chitinase activity
Source: RefSeq, a predicted model, not a curated record